AUGGAGGACACCGAGGAGAGGAGCGAACUGGGGCCGUGGGUUGAUUUGUCCAAGCCCGGUGCGGCGUCGCCUUUCCCGGCUUCGCGCUCAGUGGACCAGGACGAGGGCGGCUCGCCUCUCUCGCCUUUCUCGUCUCGGGCCGUCGCACGCAGCGCGCUGUCUUCCGACCGCGGCCGCUUCUCGCCUGGCGCCUUCUCAGACGACGCCGAGGUGCGGGUCGAAAAUCUGGAGAAGGCGCGGCUCUCCAAGGAGGAUCUGUGGGGCGACGCGGAAGGCCAAACGUUGCGGCAAAGCGGCCGCGUUUCGGCCGGAAAGUCAGCGGCAGACCUGAGACGCGAAGGCGAGAAAGACGGAUUAUCGGCAGAGAGAAGCUCGGCAGGCAACCCGUGUCAGCGCUCCCAGGGAUCGCCCCGCGCACCGAACGCUCCCCGCAUGCAGAACGAGGGCCGUCUGGCUUCGUCCCCACCUGCGUCCGGUUCCAUGGGAAAAGCGAGCGUGAGAAGCACGGCGCAAGCGCCGCGUUCCUGCUCUUCGCCGUCACUCGCGUUCGACGCCCCGCCGAGCCAGCGAGGUGAGGCCUCCUGUGCGCUGGCCCCUCGAAGUUCAUCUCUGUCCAAUCCGUGUGCUCCCUCGCCGUCUCUCUCGUCUUCUUUCUCCUCCUCGGAUUUGUUCGCGUCGUCGGGGCUGUUCUCUGACGCGGCGCCUCUCGCAAAGGCUGCGACUUUGCCGCCCGCGGCCUCGGCCCCGUCUCUCUCGCGCCUCGCGUCUUCUGCCGACUCGAAACUCUUCGCGUUUGACUUCACCUACACGCGGUCGGGCUUCCACCGCCGCGUCCUCGCUCCGCCGCACCCGUCUGCCGCGACUCCCCUGACGCACGCCGCCCCUGCGCCGCGCAGUUCCCCAGCCGCGCCGCGCAGUUCCCCAGCCGCGCCGCGCAGUUCCCCAGCCGCGCCGCGCAGUUCCCUAGCCGCGCCGCGCAGUUCCCCGGCCGCGCCGCGCAGUUCUCCAGCCGCGCCGGGCUACCUCUCGCUCUCCUCCUAUCCGCAGUCUUCCCGCGGCGCACCCCCCGCCGACCCCGCGACGCUCGCGCGCUGCUCCACCCACUCCUUCCCUCAGCCGCCAGGACACGCGCCGACCCCGCACCGCCAACUCGCCUACGCCGCCUUCUUCGACAACGCCGCCCCCACAAAGGCCCUCACCUCCACAAAGGCCCUCGCCAGCGACGGCGAAGACGAGAGGAGCGGUGCGGGCGAGGAGAGUUCGAAGCAACGGACGCUGAGGCGCGUCGCGAGCGCCGCGGCGGAUGGCGCAGACGAAGAAGUCGCCGAACCCGCGCACUUCGGAGAUUUGCAGGUUCUCGUGGACAUCGACGACACCGUUCGGUCGAGCGGAGGCGUGACUUUCCUCUCCGUCUCCCUCGGCGGGAUCGACACGCAGUACGAGCGAGGCGCCUUCUACCCCGGCUGCUUCCAAUUUCUCUUUGAGUUGGCGGUCCACGGCCUCCGCGGCAAUCAACGUCCUCUCUCCCUCGGAGUGCUGACUGCACGAAUUCCGCAGGUUCCGAUCACAGCCGACAGCGUUUUGAAUCAGAAACUCCGAGAGACAGCGCUUCGCCGCGGGAUCCGUGGCUGGGGGAUUGACUGCAAAAACAAGGUGCUCUACUCAACCUUGAACGAAUGGAUUUUUCCGAGUGAGAAAGGCAAGCGGAAAUUCGAGAAUCUUCUUCUCCUCCAUUCCAAGUUGUCUGCCACGCAUCCCAACAUCAAAUACGUGUGGAUCGGCGACACCGGCGAGAUGGACCGGCACGCAGGCGAGAUGAUGGCUCGGCAAAUGCCCAACACCCUGAAGGCGAUUUUCCUCCACUACGUCGGAGACUACGGGCGCAACUCGAAAUUGCCUCAAGACUACUUCGUCAACGGCGUUCCCACUGUCUUCUUCAGGACGUACAUUCGAGCGGCACGGCGCGCAGUGGAUUUGGGCCUUCUGGAGAAGAAGGCUCUUGCCCGCACAAUGGUCCAGGCAGUCGCCGAUUUGGACGCGAUGCAAAACACGCCUUCGGUGUCGACGAAGUGGAGGGACAUUAUCUUCGACAUUCGGGAUGCAGAAGAGCUUGUCCCUCUCAAGGGCGCGACGCUUCCGCCUCUGGUGCGCACUCGCGAAAUUCUGCAUCGGAGGAUCACGGAGAUCAAAGGCGCGUUGCAACGUUUCCGAGCGAAACGGGGUGUCUCGACAGGCCAGGCGCAGGCCUCGACGGGGGACGGGAAGCCCUCGCCGGAGCCGUCGAGCCCGCAGACUGCUCACGCGACUCCGAAGAAAGGCGGCUCUUCUUCCUCGCUGGCGCUGUACGAGGCGCGGCAAAGAGGAGAAGCGCGUGUCCCGGAGAGCCUCGCGAACCGUGCGGCUGUCCAUCAGCGAGAGCGAGAGCGAAGAGGCAACAGGCGAAGUUUCGGCGAAAAGGAGAAGGUUGGAGAAAACUUCGACGUCCUUGCGCCGGCGGCCACGCUCUCCGCCGCGGAGUCUUCCGACGCCGGAGCCGGCCGAGCUGCCGAGGAUCUUCGGCGUCACCAAGAAGGAUCUUCCUCUUCGUCUUCUCUUCCGCCUGGUUCCGGCGAGCCUCUUGAGGAAGAAGCGUCGUGGGUGGAGGUUCGGUUUGACCCUGAGACUGGGCGCUUCCCGGUGUUGCAGCCUUCCGAGAGGCAGCGGGAAGGCAGCUGGCGGUCCAGGAAAGACACAGGUCCAGAGCAGUCGCAGCCUUUCUACAAAACGCUGUUGCAUGCGUCGGAGUCUUCUGGAGACGUGAGUUGCGAGGCGCGCUCUGGGGACCAGGAAGGCGCAGAGGGGAGCGCAGAGGCUCGAGGGAAGGACCUGGAGGAGCGGCGAGAAAGGCACAGGAGAGAGCGAGAAGAGGCUGAAAAUCCGUGGUGGGACGACGCGUGUGGGGGGGCGGGGCGCGAAGCGCGCAUAAGCCAGCGGCAGGAAGGAAGAGAGGACAAACGUUCAGGACAGAAAGCGCACGCAGACGACAUCGAACUUCUCGACCUCGCUCCGAAAAGCGAAGAGCCGGGUCGCACCGCCACAGCCGAGAAACAACUGGGAGAGGGAAACCCGCACGACGGAGAAAGCAGGGGAGAAAUAAAGGGGCGGGAUUCUGAUUCUGGAAACCCAUCCCUCACGCCGCGUCGUCUUCUCUCUGGAGGCUCCACGCCUGUCGAGCCUCGUCCAGCUGCUGCCGUUGCGACGCCUUCGCGUCCGCGUUCUGUCUCUUCUUCGCGCAGACCCUCGCCGCCUGGCGGGGAGGGAAGAGCGGCGUCGCUUCGCGACCAGAGAGACAGCCGUCGAGAAGCGGAGACCGCGGGAGCGAGGCAGAGGACGGGCGAGGGGAGAGAAAUCGCGGAGACGAGCUUCAUCGAGGAGUGGAAAGAACUCCCGAAACGGGAAAUAAGUUCAGAGAGAAGACUGGCGAGAACAGACCAGCCGCCUGACCUCCUCUCGUAG
Messenger RNA from Neospora caninum, 3495 nucleotides. RefSeq lists its product as hypothetical. The transcript has 9 exons. The record is from RefSeq and is a predicted model, not a curated record. Bases 1 to 3495 code for a protein of 1164 amino acids. NCBI's taxonomy places the organism in Eukaryota, Apicomplexa, Conoidasida, Eucoccidiorida, Sarcocystidae.